Molecule: messenger RNA, 2381 nt
Organism: Pan troglodytes (chimpanzee)
Lineage: Eukaryota; Metazoa; Chordata; Mammalia; Primates; Hominidae
Product: MAGE family member A9
Exons: 4
Coding region: 855-1802 (315 amino acids)
Biological process (GO): negative regulation of transcription by RNA polymerase II
Cellular component (GO): nucleus
Molecular function (GO): histone deacetylase binding
Source: RefSeq, a predicted model, not a curated record
GAGAAGGGAGAGGCCUCCUUCUGAGGGGCGGCUUGACGCCGGUGGAGGGAAGCGGGCCGAGGCUCUGUGAGGAGUCAAGGUGAGGUGCUGAGGGAAGACUGAGGAUGCCCCCACCCCAGAUAGAGGACCCGAAAGAACCAAGUGCCGUCUCUGCUCCCAGCCCUGGACCACCCGGGGGCCGAUCUGGGGCUGACUUGUGAGGCUGGGCCGACCCCCUCCCUCCGCCGCUCAAGCUGCUGGGCACUCUGGAGUGAGAGCUUGGUGUGACCAGGGCAGGGCUGGUUAGGAGAGGGCAGGGCCCAGGCUCUGCCGGGCAUCACGGUCAGGACCCUGAGGGAGGGCUGGGCCCCCCCAACCCAACCAUGACCUACAGCCCCAGGUUCCCCAGCCCCAUCCGCAGCUCCACUCUACACCCCACCCCACCCCACCCCACCCCAAACUCCACCCCACCUCCCAACUCUCCCGCGGCAGAAUCUGGUUCCGCCCCUGUUGUCAACCCAGGGAAGCCCCAGGUGCCCGGAUGUACGGCCAGUGACUCCCACACUGGGGCUCAGAGAGUAGCUGGGGCCUCGCUGUGAGGGGCGGGUCGAUAUCGGCGGAGGGAAGCGGGCCCAGGCUCUGUGAGGAGGCAAGGAGCUCCAGGAAGCCGGCAGGCCUUGGUCUGAGACAGUGUCCUCAGGUCGCAGAGCAGAGGAGACCCAGGCAGUGUCAGCAGUGAAGGUUCUCGGGACAGGCUAACCAGGAGGACAGGAGCCCCAAGAGGCCCCAGAGCAGCACUGACGAAGACCUGCCUGUGGGUCUCCAUCGCCCAGCUCCUGCCCACGCUCCUGACUGCUGCCCUGACCAGAGUCAUCAUGUCUCUCGCGCAGAGGAGUCCGCACCGCAAGCCUGAUGAAGACCUUGAAGCCCAAGGAGAGGACUUGGGCCUGAUGGGUGCACAGGAACCCACAGGCGAGGAGCAGGAGACUACCUCCUCCUCUGACAGCGAGGAGGAGGAGGUGUCUGCUUCUGGGUCAUCAAGUCCUCCCCAGAGUCCUCAGGGAGGCGCUUCCUCCUCCUUUUCCGUCUACUACACUUUAUGGAGCCAAUUCGAUGAGGGCUCCAGCAGUCAAGAAGAGGAAGAGCCAAGCCCCUCGGUCGACCCAGCUCAGCUGGAGUUCAUGUUCCAAGAAGCACUGAAAUUGAAGGUGGCUGAGUUGGUUCAUUUCCUGCUCCACAAAUAUCGAGUCAAGGAGCCGGUCACAAAGGCGGAAAUGCUGGAGAGCGUCAUCAAAAAUUACAAGCGCUACUUUCCUGUGAUCUUCGGCAAAGCCUCCGAAUUCAUGCAGGUGAUCUUUGGCACUGAUGUGAAGGAGGUGGACCCCGCCGGCCACUCCUACAUCCUUGUCACUGCUCUUGGCCUCUCGUGCGAUAGCAUGCUGGGUGAUGGUCAUAGCAUGCCCAAGGCCGCCCUCCUGAUCAUUAUCCUGGGUGUGAUCCUAACCAAAGACAACUGCGCCCCUGAAGAGGUUAUCUGGGAAGCGUUGAGUGUGAUGGGGGUGUAUGUUGGGAAGGAGCACAUUUUCUAUGGGGAGCCCAGGAAGCUGCUCACCCAAGAUUGGGUGCAGGAAAACUACCUGGAGUACCGGCAGGUGCCCGGCAGUGAUCCUGCGCACUACGAGUUCCUGUGGGGUUCCAAGGCCCACGCUGAAACCAGCUAUGAGAAGGUCAUAAAUUAUUUGGUCAUGCUCAAUGCAAGAGAGCCCAUUUGCUACCCAUCCCUUUAUGAAGAGGUUUUGGGAGAGGAGCAAGAGGGAGUCUGAGCACCAGCCGCAGCCGGGGCCAAAGUUUGUGGGGUCAGGGCCCCAUCCAGCAGCUGCCCUGCCCCAUGUGACAUGAGGCCCAUUCUUCACUCUGUGUUUGAAGAGAGCAAUCAGUGUUCUCAGUGGCAGUGGGUGGAAGUGAGCACACUGUAUGUCAUCUCUGGGUUCCUUGUCUAUUGGGUGAUUUGGAGAUUUAUCCUUGCUCCCUUUUGGAAUUGUUCAAAUGUUCUUUUAAUGGUCAGUUUAAUGAACUUCACCAUCGAAGUUAAUGAAUGACAGUAGUCACACAUAUUGCUGUUUAUGUUAUUUAGGAGUAAGAUUCUUGCUUUUGAGUCACAUGGGGAAAUCCCUGUUAUUUUGUGAAUUGGGACAAGAUAACAUAGCAGAGGAAUUAAUAAUUUUUUUGAAACUUGAACUUAGCAGCAAAAUAGAGCUCAUAAAGAAAUAGUGAAAUGAAAAUGUAGUUAAUUCUUGCCUUAUACCUCUUUCUCUCUCCUGUAAAAUUAAAAUAUAUACAUGUAUACCUGGAUUUGCUUGGCUUCUUUGAGCAUGUAAGAGAAAUAAAAAUUGAAAGAAUAA